Messenger RNA from Strongylus vulgaris, 639 nucleotides. The record is from the annotation of a GenBank genome assembly. NCBI's taxonomy places the organism in Eukaryota, Metazoa, Nematoda, Chromadorea, Rhabditida, Strongylidae.
AUGAAAGAUGUCUUAAAUAUUUUGUACUGCCAUGGACUAGGAUCAUCUAUUAACAAUAGGGUAGGAACAGGGCUUGUGGAGUACUUCAAAAACAAGCCUUACUAUUUCGAGAGAUUGCUCUAUCGAAAUCCUGGUUCACGCAAUGUGCUAUGGAAUAUCUCAGAAUGGAGGGAAGAUAUUGAGAAGCGUGUCGCGGGUAAGGAAUGGGUAGUGAUAGCAAGCAGUGCCGGCUGUCAUGCUGCUCUCAAUGCAGCUAAAAAUCGUCCAAAUAACAUAAAAGGACUUUUCCUUUUUUGUCCGGGUGUAUCAUUAACGUUCAACUAUGUGAACACUAUCGCUCCUGGUGCUAGCGCAGCUCUUCAAAGUGGUCAAAGCCUUAUACAUCCUGCUUCACGAGGAGGACAUGAAGCGUUGAUCAAUCGCGAGUGCUUACAACAUUACCUUGAUAUGGUACCUUUUGAAAACUCGAUAGCACUAUCAAAACGUCUUCGCUCUCCAAAUGUUGAUUUAACUUUGGUGCCAGAAGGGACCCAUUACCUAUCGGUGGAUGAGCUGACAACAGAAAAACUAGACGAGUUCUUCGCUGUUGUGAAUCGCCUCAAAAAUACAUCAAGAAGAGGCUCAUCUUCCAAAUUGUGA